Lichtheimia ornata is the source of this 1815-nucleotide messenger RNA. RefSeq lists its product as uncharacterized. The transcript has 8 exons. The record is from RefSeq and is a predicted model, not a curated record. Lineage: Eukaryota; Fungi; Mucoromycota; Mucoromycetes; Mucorales; Lichtheimiaceae. The coding region runs from base 1 to 1815 and encodes 604 amino acids.
AUGCCCCUGCACCCAUUGCUGGUGAAUGGAUCUAGGCGACGACUGACGGCUGUGAACCAAUCUUGCAGCAGUAAUAAUAAUAAGAUGCAGCAGCCUGCAGCUGGAGAGUUGGUCGUCACCAAAGCAAGAAAGAGUUAUUCUUUUCAGUCAACAGUGCAUCCGAUAAAGCCGAGCUUCUUUUCUUCUUGUCCAAAAACAUCUUCUCCUCAAGGGUCACAGCCAGAUGAUAUGGGUGCUGAUCUCGAUUCUAUUGUAUCUUCAUCUACAGCCACAACAUCAUCCACGUCUACUUCAUCUCCAUCACAACUCGUCCUUAGUAGAACAACAUCAUCCCUCGUAUCCACCGUUUGCUCAGGUACCAGCUCAUGUACCUGCUAUCAGUGCUCACGUCGCCAUCAUCAUCAUCACCAUCAAAAGAAACCAUCCACCACCACCACCACCAAGGAUUGUUCUUGGCACUCAGAGAUUGAUGCCGGAUUAAAGCAAUACAACAUCGAGGAAGAAAAUAUCACCACCACCACCACCACAACAACAACAACCAAACAUCAACGUAGCAUGUUGCAAAGGAAACGACCGACGAUUCAUUCUUACAACAAGCAUUUACCUCGUCCACCCUAUGCACCCAAUGAUAGCAUUUAUCGCGCCCACAUGAAGCCUGCAGCAGUAGUAACAAGUCAGCAACCACCACCACCACCACCACCACCACCACCACCUUGUAGUGACAAAAAUGGUAGUCCUUCUUCUUGCAAUGAUCAUACUCGAUGGUUUGAUGAUACAUCCAAUGUCGACCUUGUGUUAUCCUUUAUGGUAUUCGACACCAUUGUGGCUGACCAACCUGAUGACAGCAUCUUUGGUCUUACAGAUUUGAUUGAAGAAAGGACAAAGCAACUGCAUGAUAGUCUUUUUGACACUGCGGAGGAUGAAGCGAAGGAUGAGGAGGAGGAUGAGGAGGAGGAAAAGAAUCGCCACGAUGACAAUGGCGGCAUUCAGGGGUCAACAGCUGCUGCAACAGCAACAUCAUCAUCGUCGUCGGCCUCUCAACCAUCUUCAUCAUCAUCACCAGCAGCACCAAUUUGCAAAAAGAAACAUCCUCCAUCAUGUCAUACCUUGAGCUCAAGAGAAGGGCCCACUCAUCAUCCGCUUACAUUGUUCCAUACCAUGAAACUUGUCAAUGCUAAAGAGCGAUUGGAAACAUUUGUCAUUGCAUAUGAUCAUUGUAUUCGGGCCAAUAGCGGGCUUACCAAUUGGAUCAAGAAAAGGCGAGGUCCACCCGAAAUCCUUUGCAGUUUUACACCACGACACGUUGCAUGGCGACGACCCCAGUAUAAACGAUUUGGAUUUCUCCCUUCAAGGCUAUCGACUCGAGAAGAUGGCACCGAGGAAAUGAUGGCAAAAAUCAGCUCACAUACGCCAACAAUGCACAAUCCAUACAAUCGUCGCUCAUAUGAUACGGCUAUUACUACUAAUAAGGGUGCACCUACGGAUCUAUUGUCAGCAGCAUACGCGUUGUUACCAAACACAUCACCCGAUAUUCGUCACACAUCAUUGAGCCGUGAUACAGGCAAGAGGCCUUACGAUCAUGUUGAUAUGCCAGGUCGACCUUUACCACGCAAGGGCCAUAGUAGAUCAGCAACCCUCGACUCUUCAAGUCAUAGCGUUUCUACAACUUCAAGUGACAAAGAGAAUCAUGGCAUGCAUCGAUCAUCUAGCAAAAGAACGUUGAAUUCAUUUGGAAAAAGCACCCUGUGGAAAUACGCUCGUAAUGACACAUGCAAUAUCCAACAACAACAUCCUGAGAUGGUCACACAGGAUUGA